AUGGGCCAACAACAGUAUUGGCAAUAUUCAUAUUUUCCGAAUACUACCUGUGUUAACUGUACAGUUCGUAUAUCCUCGUCGUUUAACGACUACUCUUUGGAUGCCUAUUUGAUUUUGCAUGGCGAAGUUAAAUUUAAUACUAUCACAGCAAAAAAUUUGGAAAUUUAUUCUGAAGAUUUGUUCGGUAACAAAACUAAAAUUGGCAGCUUAAAAGAUUUGAAUACGAAUUAUACUGGACGUGGUUAUCUGUGGCCUUUAUUCAGUGCAUACGAUGGCAUAAUUCGGUUUGAAAAUUAUUAUAAAGCUGGAGUUCAUUCUGUUUUCCCAGAUACCAUAGAAUUUUUGAUUCGUCUGCGUCCCAAAGAUUUAAAUUGCUCUGAACCAUUGGUUUACGUUCUUCCUUCUCCAUCUGAACUGACAUUCCCAGUACUCAAUGACAACGACUUUAGCUGCUACUUUUCAUUAUAUUUCUCUGAUGCAAAUACAACGUCACUCACUUUUCAAGAUUGGAAUCUAGAGAAAGAUGACCAAGUAACUAUCAUUCCUGGCUUACAGCAAUUGGCCCUUCCUGUUGCCGACAACUCUACGGAAAACCAAAUAAAUACUGUUGCUUUUUACAUCAAGGCUACAAAUGCAGCAAAGUACGAAGGCUUUAGGGUAACAACACCUCGUGUCAAUCUGCUGAUUAAAAACUUUAGUAACUUCUCGGUGACUAUAACAACAGAAAAACCAAAAGACUAUUAUGCAAAAAGACUGGUCGGUCCUGGUGAUAAUGGUAGUUUUAUGUGCUCCUAUCCUGAGUAUCACGAAGUGGAAAUGGUUUCUAAAACAGGUGAUAUAAUUCAUAUAAACCUUGAGCUAACUGCAGAUCUAUCAGAAAAUGCAACUGUAUUAUUGACUGAAGGAAGUGACGGUAACCAGAAAUUUCUAUAUGAAUCUCCGAUAAACAAGGAAACUGUUGGUAUCGAUUUUCUUCAGUUUAAUUUCAAAUUCACUCCAAAAAGUUCAAAAUCUUCAUUUGUUGUUGCACGGUAUACAAUAACUAAAGGUAAUAUUUGUUGA
Enterobius vermicularis (human pinworm) is the source of this 1062-nucleotide messenger RNA. Lineage: Eukaryota; Metazoa; Nematoda; Chromadorea; Rhabditida; Oxyuridae. The record is from the annotation of a GenBank genome assembly.